Ziziphus jujuba (common jujube) is the source of this 795-nucleotide messenger RNA. Its product is annotated as ankyrin repeat-containing protein BDA1-like. The record is from RefSeq and is a predicted model, not a curated record. The transcript has 4 exons. Gene Ontology annotation, cellular component: plasma membrane. Bases 1 to 795 code for a protein of 264 amino acids. Gene Ontology annotation, molecular function: protein phosphatase 1 binding; protein phosphatase regulator activity. Lineage: Eukaryota; Viridiplantae; Streptophyta; Magnoliopsida; Rosales; Rhamnaceae.
AUGAAAUUUGUUGAACUGUUUCUGGAUCAGAUGAAUAAUGAUAAGUUCCUUGCAAGGGACAAAGAAGGUAUGACUGCCCUUCACAUCUCAGCGACGAAUGGACAUGUUGAUGUAAUUACAACACUGAUGGACAAAUGUCCAGACAUCUACCAAUUGUUGGAUGAAAAUGAUCCAACAGCUCUUCAUGUUGCAGUUGAAAGUAGAGAGGAAAAAGUGGUGAAAUUUUUUCUUCAAUCGAUUACAUUUCAAGAUCUUGUAAAUGAGAAAGACAAAGAAGGAAAUACAGCUUUUCAUUUGGUCUCUGCUCAAGUUGAUGUCCAAAUUUUAGGAAUGCUGGCAAAUGACUCUAAUAUUGAUAAAAGGGCUACAAACGAUGAAGGAAUGACAUUUGUUGGCAUUAUCCUAUCAAACAAGAAGCUCAAGGAUAUAGAAAUUGCAGUAACUAACAUGCAUACACGUGCCCAGUUGAAAAUAAUGCUGGAGUUGAAGAUAGAUACUGGUGUAGCAAGUUCGGAACAGAACCACAUCAUAGCUGCUGCUACCUUUGCAGUGACUGGUCAACAGGAGGCAAUUUCGAAAGCUGCUCAAUUGGAAGCAAAAGUAACAAUGGUUGUUGCUACAGGCUUACAAGUAGCCUAUCCUGGAAGUCUUCCUCGUGUCAUCUUAUUAACACUUGUGUUACUGUUUCCCAUCGUCUUCACGGCUAUUAUGUUUACAGCAGUAAAUACUAUUAAAAUGUUCAGAUCUACCAGGAGAAAAGAGCCUCACAACACCGUUAGUGGACUCUGGAGCUGA